Messenger RNA from Symbiodinium natans, 5241 nucleotides. NCBI's taxonomy places the organism in Eukaryota, Dinophyceae, Suessiales, Symbiodiniaceae. The record is from the annotation of a GenBank genome assembly.
AUGGCUCCGGUGGAGAAGAGGCUUACGUGCAAGGCCUUUUCGGUCCUGUGCUGCAUCAGCCUGAUAGAUUGCAUCAACGGCACCAUGCUCUCGCCCUACGUGGAUGAGUUUGUGGCCCAUCUGCUAGCCAAGCCCCGUGGUGACCCCGGCAUCUCUAUUUGGGUCUCGGUCUUGGUGGGCUCCUACUCCUUGUGCGAGGUCCUCUUCAGCCCCAUGUGGGGUCUGCUGGCCGACAGGUUUGGCCGGCGCCCGGUUCUUCUGGUGGGCUUGGCGGGCUCCGCGGUGGCGCCGCUUCUACUCGGCCUUGCAGACAGCUACUGGGCAGCGCUGGCAGCUCGCCUCAUGGACGGCUUCUUCUGUGGCAACGCGUGCGUCGCGAGGACCUACUUGGGCGAGUUGGUGGAUGCCGAGAAUGAAGCCUGGGCCUUUGGCACGAUGGGUCUUGUCUUCUCCCUUGGCCUCUUUGUUGGCCCCGGUUUGGGUGGAGCGCUGGCAAACCCGGCGGACUGGGCUCCAGGGCUCUUUGAGUCCACCAUCUUCGAGCGCCACCCCUUCUUGCUGUCCAACCUGAUAUUCUCUUGCCUGGUGGUCUGUGUCUUCAUACUGGGUCUUGCAGCCUUGAAAGAGACCCGCAGGCCACGGGAGGGCGAGUCAUUCCUUCCAGCGGACGCAGACGCAAGGCGCACGUCAAGGUUCCCGCAAGGCCGCCGGUUGUGGCAGCUGUUGAUCACGAGCAGCUUGAUGUAUGGCUAUGUGGCUGCUCGCAUGAACUCCUUCGUGCUCGUGUCAUCCUUGCCUGGGAGUAUGCGAGGACUCGGGCUGUCGUCUCAUCAGAUCGCAUACAUCCAGACUUUUGCUGCCCUUGCACUGGCACUGAACCAGGUGACGUUUUACCGUUGCUUGGUGAAGAAGUUCGGGCCCCACAUCAGCUGUAGCAUCGGGCUGCUUUGGACCAUCAUCCUCACUUUGCCCGCUGCCGCGGUUCUUAGCAAGGCGCACACGGGGCUGUGGCGGGAGCAUUCUCGAAUCCAAACUGCUGCCUUCUCCGGGUGUGCGUGGCGCCUGGUACCCAUUACGGUGUGGCAGGCCCUUAACCAACUUGGAUUUGGCACUGCUGUCCCACUUUGCGCCGUGCUGCUCAACAAGGAAUUCACGGCACGCAAUCGGGCUGUGGUCAACGGCUGGAGCUGCUCUCUGAAUGCCCUCUCACGUGGCGUGGGCCCUGAGAUUGCCGGUGCUUUGGUGCACCUAGGCUGCUCCCUUGAGACUAGGAGACAGGGAGCCUUCGUCUGGGACGCUACCUUCCAUUUUAUGUCAACCUACUUCCGGCAGCUGCUUGCGACUGUGAGCACCUGGUUAGCACAAAUUGGCUUUGCGGCAGCGACAGCGGCUCAGACAUUUGGUCAGACUGCAACGCUGCGCGAGGCGGCUCCAAGAGACAGCCGGAAGACGCAGGUUCUCAACUUGCCCAUGAGCUGGCACAAAGCCAAACUAUCGACCCCUAUGACCUGGAUCGGCUGGCAAUUUGACUUCCGCACCUACACGGUUCACCUCGAUGUCAUAUCGGCCACAUCGGAGCCCGAAGACAAGGCAAGGUCCAAGAGUGUAGCUGAAGCGGAGUCCUCUGGUCGCAAGGGGAUGCCAAGUGAGGCUUUGCUUUCCGAGGAAGUGACCGGCGUUCUGCAUUUGUUGAUGGCCUUGAUAGACCCUUAUAGUGCCGGGGAGCUCGCGCAAAGUACUGCGCCAGACCAUGCGACUUUGCGGCACCUCGUCGUGUCGCACGCGGGCCGCCCAGUCUUCCAGCAGGCCCUUGCUGGGUCCGGACUCCUGGAAGGACUUUCAGCUGACUUGCCGGUGAAGGAGAAGACUGCGGCAAGAAGGUGCUGGGCCAAGUCCAAGGUUGACCCCAACAAGGCAACCCCUGCAGAAGUCCAAAGGCUGCGGAAGCUUCAGGCAGCACAGAUGCCUUCGCCGCACCUGCGACGAGCCGUUACUCAGCUGUCGCGCUGCCUGAAAUGCGGCUCGACCGAGAGUCGCUCUGGCAAGCGGUGGCAAUCGUGUCCCACCGCCAAGUGCGCAGCGGAGCACAACGUGCUGUUCACGCGCGACGCAGUGUGCUACCCUUGCCGCUCUUUUGGAUGCAAGGACAGCCGCGUUGUCCUGAUGUCCGACAGCGCAGCGGCAUACGGCACGGUGCUUUGUGGCUCUUGGCAGAGCAUGAUCCGCAUCUCUGAUUUUCACAGCAUCUUCAGUGGAAUCGUGCAUGAAGCCGAAGGCUCAACUGUGCAGCCCCCAGGGCAAACUGGCUCCAGUUUGUGGGUGUUUUUUGCCUCCAGGGCAAGAUUCCGUGAUGAAGUAACUUUCAUCUAUGUUUCCAAUGUGAUUGCUGUCUGGAGUGGAUGGCCCAUGUUGGGCCCAAUGUCGGGCUCGUCUCGACUCUACGACCCGGAGUACUGUUGUGCAAAGAAUAUGCUGCGGUGCAACGGCAAAGCCGAUCCACUGGACCCGGCCUUAUCCGACCGCUUCGCCAUGCAGCUGCGCCUGGAGGGCUGCCUUCUCGGCAAGCAGUGGGACGAAGCUCGCCAGAUCAUGAGCGUGGCCCUUAGUCUGACGGCGGAGCCGCAAGAUCAGAUGCCAUUGCUGCAGUCUUUGCAAGAAGUUAGCCUGGAUGCCAUCACGGUGCCCGCUGAGAUGCGCCGCUUGCUGCUGCGUCUGGUGCAAGCUUUGGUGGCAGAGUGUCGCAGGCCUGUGGGUGAAGGCCUCAGUUCACAAUACGUCUCUUCUACCCAGGUGGUGUUAGCCAUGGAUGUAGGUGACCCCGUCCGGACCCUGGAGGAGAAGAAGAAGAAAAGAACGGAAGGGGGGGGUGAGAAGGGGGCCUUCGGUCCCGAGCGAGGCCUACGGAAAGACAGGCACUUUGAGCCGGAGGUCAUUCUACUCAUUCGCCAAGCGUGCCGAAAGCCUGGUCGACCAUCUCGUCCUCCACUCACGGUGGACUCCAAGAUGUCUCCGCCACCGAAGAAGCAGUGCUUUGAACGCCUGAGCCAUGCAUUGGCUCUGCCCAUCUGUGUCGUGCCAGCUUCCACCCACGUCCUCCGGAGUGGACGUGCUUUGCGGCUGAGCACUAGGUCCGACCGGACCUUCUUGGUAAAGGCUGUCCGCGCCGUCGACCCAGCAGAGCUCCAACUUGCUCGAUCUGUCAUUCGAGAGUUUGCAUUUGCAUCGUGUUGCCAGGUCCUCAAGAUGUUCUGCAUCGGCUGUGUCUUUCCUCCUCUGUGCAUUGGUAAUGGGUUGGUCGUGAAAGCGCGUACCCGAAUUGACAUACGAUUUCCGUGGUGGCGCUUCGGCUCCCUUUUCUGGAAUCCAGAGGAGCGAGAGAGAAUGGGCUUCGGAGUGAGAGGAUUCGUGGUGGUGACCCAGGGGAUGGUACGUGACGCGGGGACCCUGCUGGCUGCGACGGUAUACGGGACGGGGGGGGCCUGCGGGGUGCAAGCUUGGGCGGGACGGGACGAUGACGGACGGUACGGCACGGUACAGUGCGGGACGGAACAGGAUGAACGAGCCUUGGUGGCCGGACGGUUUCGGACCCUGCGGGUGCGAACGGUACGGGACGGAGGGGACCCUGUGCGGUGUGGGAUUGGGCGGCGGGACGCCACGGUACAGGACCGGUGGGCGGCGGGACUGAACGGGCCGGUGAGGCCCGACGUGCACGCCCGCAUUGACAAGAUCAUCGACGGGGUUAUCCAGGAGAGCCCUGCAAAGAGGGAUUUUGCCGUCCCUGGGCCGGCCCGGCAUCAUUCCAAGGGAGAUUUCGCCAGUUUCACCUUCGCAUAUUCAUUUUCGCUGGAUGUCAUCCAGCUUUACAUGCGUCGCAGAGGCAUGACCCCCACGGUUCCGAAACUGGUGGACUUUCCUCAGGAUAUUGCUGCCCUGGCUGCCUGGACUGCUCAUGGUAGCCACUGCGAGGUAGCCCCACAAAACACCACAGGAAUUCGCCGGCAUCCGGAGGCAGUGCUCCGCCUCCUGGCAGGGAGCCGAAGUGCCAAGAGCAUCGCGCAGCAGCCGGAGAUUUGGCAAUGCUUUUGCUUUCUGCGCUGGGGCAGCGGAGCCAACCUGCAUCUCUACGACCAUGCCAAAGAAUGCCUUCGAGAUCGGAACGGCUGGUUCCCAUGGCAGGGGAUGGGCAUGUCACUGCCUUCUUUCGAGCUGCGGCACAUGAUGGCCCAUCAGCAGGAUUGCGCAUCCAUGGAUAUGAGAACCACAGCUCAGGAGCUUGUGACUGUGAGUGAAGCUACAAGGCGGAAGAAAGCACGGCUGCAAAUUCUGGACCCGGCCAGCGCCGCGACGAAAGCAAAUCUGGAAGUGUCUCCGUCAACUAUUAACUGCUGCGACGUAGCCAGAGGCCUGGUCUGUGUCGGCAGCGACGAUGGCCAGGUUCGAGCCUACGGCGUGCGGUGCCCCGCGCGCAACGAGUAUUCUUUGCUGCAGGAGGUCUCGUGCCACGACAAGGUGAACGACCUCCGCAUCACGGAAGAGGGCAAGGUUGUGGCACUGAAGACGCGGCGGAAUCGUAUACCCUUGGGGUUGGAUAUAAUUGACCUUGAGCAUUCAAGCCUCACCUUUGUGUCGGGAGGGAGCCGGGCCAGCAGAGGCAAGUUUUUGCAUGCCCUGGACGGUUUCGAUGGUGGGUGCACUUUAAACCAGAUGACGUGUAUCGGUGAGCAUUCCCUGACGACCAGCUUCUCAGCAAUGCUCUUCGACUUUCGACGCAGCGACCCCUGUGUGCUGGACGUCCCAGUGACCGACGAGGGUGACAUGCUCUUGUGGCCUCUGCGAGCCGGCCGCUUCCCGCAGGUCUUCUGCGGUCUGGUACCUGGGUCUUCAGCAAGCCCCGGAGGGCUCAUCAGCAUGGUGGACUUCAGAUAUGCUACGGACUUGGUUGCAGCCAUGCAUUGCCACCUUCCCCGCCCCGUGGACGAUUUCCGGUAUCUGGAUGGAAGCAUCUAUGCCAUUUGCUCUGACCACCUGAAUUCAAAAGCCUCGCCCAUCACGCUGCACCGAUUUUGCCCGGAAGCCAGCAGGGCGGAACAGCUCUGCACAGUGGUGGAAUCCUGUCCCGCCCGAGCAUGGAGAGCCGAAGGCGAUUUGAAGGUCUUAGGCGUCCAUCCUGGCGGCUUCGCUGUGGCCUUCGGUGAUGAGCUGGUAUUGGGCGCCGUGGCACGGCCCGACGGGAUGGCGUGA